AUGGCGGAUCCAAAGGCAGGAGGGGUAGUAAAGAAGGGGCACGAAGAAGGGAUAAAAAUGGCGGUUUCACUUCUCGAAGAAUUCGGGCUCCCCAUGGGGCUCCUACCUCUCGCGGACGUGAUCGAGGUGGGGUUCGUGAAGAGCAGUGGGUACAUGUGGAUUGUGCAGAAGAAGAAAGUGGAGCACAACUUCAAGAUGAUCAGCAAGCUGGUGAGCUACGACACGGAAAUAUAUGGGUAUGUGGAGAAGAAGAGGAUCAAGAAGCUGAAGGGGGUGAAGGCGAAGGAGCUGAUGCUAUGGCCCCCUGUGAGUGAGAUCAGUGUGGAUGAUCCUCCCACUGGCAAAAUUCACUUCAAGAGUCUUGCGGGGAUCACUAAGACGUUCCCGGUUGACGCUUUUGCUGCUGGGCAGUGA
This is a messenger RNA of Ipomoea triloba (trilobed morning glory), 414 nucleotides long. RefSeq lists its product as uncharacterized. The transcript has a single exon. Bases 1 to 414 code for a protein of 137 amino acids. Lineage: Eukaryota; Viridiplantae; Streptophyta; Magnoliopsida; Solanales; Convolvulaceae. The record is from RefSeq and is a predicted model, not a curated record.